AUGGCGACAAUGGUGGCGGCUGGCUCUCCACUAGCGGAGGCUUUGGCGAUUGCGAUUCAGCCGAAGUUGAUCGAGAUGGGCUGGAGCUCCGAUAGUGGGGAUGAUUCAGCGUUGAUCGAAUACGUGAUUCUAAUGCUGAUCAACGGCAAGACCCAAGAGCAAAUCGCGGGCGAACUUUCGAACGAUCUUCUGGGCCUCGGAGAGGGUGAUACGCAAGCUCUUGAUUUCUCUAGAUGGCUCUUUGAGCAAGUUGAGACUCUCAACCAACAGCUGAAUGGCGGUGGUGCGCCGACAACAUAUGAGGCUGGCCCCGUGCAAGCUAUUCCAUCCUUCACCGAUCAAGAGACGGCGACUCCUCAGCAGGCGAUUGCAGAAGACAGUGGAAUGGACGCUGAUGUGAGCAUGGGCAAUGGUGGUGUGAAUGAUGUGAUACCGACAGGUCCUAAAGCAAUGCGGAACGCUCGUCAGGGAGGGAGGGGCCGAAUGCUCAACCAGAUCAACAGAGCGAUGGAUCGUGGUGAUGGUGCUCUACAUCGCAUUCGUGGCCAGUCCGGCAGUGGAGCUGGAAGAAUCAACUCCCAUAGCAGAGAUCAUACGAAGGGGCGCUUCCAUCAGAACGGUGGCGGCAGGAUGGGAGGCGGACGCCAGGUGGGUGGAAUGGGCAUGGCUCCCAACCCGAUGGCAGGCGCAGGAAACAUGAUGAACAACAUGAGCCCGAAUGAUCAGAUGCACCUCAUGUCUCUUCUCGAGGAACAAGCUAGGAUGAUGGCACAGUUCAUGCCCGGAUUCGUCUCUCCAGCAAUUAACCCGGCUUUUCAAUCAAAUACCCCUCAGCAAGGCCGUUCGUUGUUUGACCGGGUCGAACGUCAACAAGACCGCCGGCACCAGGGUUCCUUUGGUAAUCGGGGGAAUAAGAAUGUGGAUGUCGAAAUGGAUACGAAACCCGACCAGACGCAGGAGGGAGAGCAGGAUGAAAGCAACACCAACGCCGUAUGUCACUUCAACCUCCGAUGCACUCGGAAGGAUUGCCCUUUUGCACACCAGUCCCCAGCAGCCCCCGAAGGCACGCCCGUGGAUGUCUCGGAUCCCUGCUCAUAUGGCGCCGCUUGCAAGAACCGAAAAUGCACCGGCCGUCAUCCCUCGCCGGCCGUGAAGUCCGCACACCAAGCCGAGGAGCUGUGCAAGUUCUUCCCUCAUUGUGCGAACCCCCAUUGCCACUUCAAGCACCCUUCCAUGCCACUGUGCCGCAAUGGAGCCGACUGCUCUGUAUCUGGCUGCAAAUUCACGCAUUUGCAAACCCCGUGCAAGUUUAAGCCCUGUCUCAACCCCAGCUGUCCAUACAAGCAUGAGGAGGGCCAACGAGGAGCGUUCCCUGAUAAGGUAUGGACGCCCGGCGAGGACAAGUCCCAUGUCAGUGAGAGGAAGUUUGUGGCCGAUGAAAACGCUACUGAGGAGCUGAUCAAGCCCGAAACUGCUGGGGAUGGCUUGGAGAGCCACGAGAUUGUGACAUGA
This is a messenger RNA of Aspergillus tanneri, 1512 nucleotides long. RefSeq names its product mRNA-binding protein NAB2. The record is from RefSeq and is a predicted model, not a curated record. The coding region runs from base 1 to 1512 and encodes 503 amino acids. Gene Ontology annotation, molecular function: poly(A) binding. Gene Ontology annotation, biological process: regulation of mRNA stability. The transcript has 2 exons. Gene Ontology annotation, cellular component: nucleus; cytoplasm. Lineage: Eukaryota; Fungi; Ascomycota; Eurotiomycetes; Eurotiales; Aspergillaceae.